GGACAAAUUGACCAUACAAAGCUCGCAUUGCGCUUCUCCAAUCUCUUCUCUGUUGCUGUCUUCAACUGCGAAGUGGUAGAGAAAUUUCAACGAACAUGUCAUCUUUGAAAGGCUUCGCUGCCGCUGCAGGAACGCUGAGAAGCCGUCUCAGCUCAUCGCUGCGUAAGAGAGGAGGCGGAGAAGGUGUGAGUAGGUGGACGAGCCCAGGUCACCAAGAGCAACCCAACGGUUACCUCUUCAACAGAACCCCACUUCCACCUGGGCAGUCCAGGAAAUGGGAGGACUGGGAGCUUCCUUACUAUAUCACUGGUUUCCUCACCGUCGUCAUUCUCGGUGUCGGUCUCAAUGCUAAGCCCGAUUUCACCAUCGAGACUUGGGCUCACAAUAAAGCCCUCGAACGCCUUGAGAACCAGAAGAUUGCUCUCGCCUCCGCUGCUGAUGAAUCUGAGUGAUUGGUUAUUUCGGGUAUAGUUAAUCGGAUCCAUCCUUUUCGUGUUUUAUUGUUUCCUUUUAUGGGUUUGGAGCUGUUCUAUCGAUCAUGGUCGGGCAACUGUGAAUUUUGUGUUAUAGUAUCUGGAAUAAUUGUAGUUCAAUAAAGAUACCAAAUUUUGAAUUGGUGACACUUGAUGCUUUUUAUUGGUUCCUCUAUGGUUGAUUAUCAAGAUGUUCAACUUGAGAGUUUUAAGAGAAAGCACAAUUAUUUUC
Telopea speciosissima is the source of this 705-nucleotide messenger RNA. RefSeq lists its product as uncharacterized. The transcript has a single exon. NCBI's taxonomy places the organism in Eukaryota, Viridiplantae, Streptophyta, Magnoliopsida, Proteales, Proteaceae. The coding region runs from base 96 to 452 and encodes 118 amino acids. The record is from RefSeq and is a predicted model, not a curated record.